AUGAUCCCUGUAGUCUUGAAUAUGUUCUGUGGCGUACCACAGUUCGACCACUGCGGUUUCAAGGUGACUCUCGACGACUACAACCUUUGUAACACUCACGGUUCCAUGCUAGUGAUAAUCGAUGCCGCCAAUAAGGCAGCCACUGCCCAGGUCGCCAUUGAUGUCACUGAUGCUGAUGUCCCCACCUGUUGCAACUGCUACUGA
Messenger RNA from Sphaeroforma arctica JP610, 204 nucleotides. RefSeq lists its product as hypothetical. The record is from RefSeq and is a predicted model, not a curated record. The coding region runs from base 1 to 204 and encodes 67 amino acids. The transcript has a single exon. NCBI's taxonomy places the organism in Eukaryota, Ichthyosporea, Ichthyophonida.